Messenger RNA from Symbiodinium sp. CCMP2456, 1533 nucleotides. The record is from the annotation of a GenBank genome assembly. Lineage: Eukaryota; Dinophyceae; Suessiales; Symbiodiniaceae.
AUGCAUGAGGUGUAUUCGGGACUCAAUCGGCCAGACUACGAUGUUCCGCCGCAGCUCGGUGGCGACUCGCCAGAGCAGAUCAACUGGCUUGCCAUCCUUAUACUCGUGGCGGUUUUCCUGGCACUUGUGCUUGGAUGGGUCCUCGACAGCAGGUGCCGCGGAGCACUUAUGGAGGGCCGGCCACACUUUUGGGCAAUACUACUGCUUUGCACAAGCUACUUGCUGUUAAUUCCUGGAUUGAUCAACCCGGUUUUCAGCUUUAGCAUCGUGAUCAACAUCAUCGGACACCGCAAGAAUGUUGAACCGGAAGCUGGCCACCCAGUCUGCACUGAGACAACAACUGGUUUGGCACACCUUCUUUGGAAAACAGGCUCUCGGAUUGGUGCGUUCCUGGUUAUCCUGUUUUCGAUGGUCAUCCCUGCCUUCGAGCUGGUUAUGCUCGUUCUCGGUGAAGUCUUUCGCUUCACUUCGGCGAGAUGUGCCGAGAUAUUCCGGUGGGUCAUUCUGUGGGUACAGCAUAGGUCUAAGUGGGCUUCUCCAGAUAUGUUCGCCUACGUGCUGCUGGUCGACUUGGUGCGAACCCUGGAUCAGGAGCCACUCAUUCUGUCGAGGGCAAGGCUGGAGAUCGGCUUCUCCUGCUUCAGCACCUUCGUGGUGACCGCAACUGUCUCAUCUUUGGGCGUGCCGCUACCACAGGCAAGAUCUCGGAAAUCGGUUCCGAUUGCGCCUGUGGCGCUGCGACACCUUGGAGAACGUGGAUUGGCCAUCGCGGUGGGUUUGCUCGCGUUGGUGUUCGUCCCACUCUUUUUACACGGAUUGCAUGCUCCGUGCAUGUCUUUCCACAUCGAGACGAAGCAGCUCUUUCCUCCAUAUGGGCCUUUGCCAGAAUCAGCGCGAACUGUAGUUGAUAUCUUGGACUUGAGGCACUUGCUCAGGUCAGAGACAAGCAUUGUCUCAUGUGUCACAGACUACAUCGGCAGGCUGUACGAGUGGGAAGCCAAUACAUUUCUCUCGCUCGCUUUGAUCUUGGUGUGUGUUGUGGGUAGCACGUUGCUGGAUAUGCUUGCGCUGGUGUUGGCUGCCUUGCACCUUUCCAGUAGUAAAAGCUAUGCAACUCUCAAUCAACCACAUGCAGAGAUGGAUCAUCCCAUGGGACAGCCAGUCCUGGUGCCCACGAGCUGCAGGUGGAUCACCAUUGCGCGGAUCGCACGAAAAUUAUCAAUGCUGGACGUAGCGAUGGUCGGCGUAUACUUGGUUACAGUGUGUAUGUCCAUGUACGCUAAAUACGGAGUUGUUGUGUCUUUGGAGCAUGGAAUGCUCAUUCUGCUGGGUGCAGAACUAUUUCAUGCUCUCACCUAUCACCUGGUAGACUCCGCUUUUUCAUACUAUGAGGAGUUGCGGGCGUUUGACGAGGAAGCUCUUCGGUCGCAGAAACAGAAUGAGGGCACAGAAGUUGCUCCACAUGUUGAUCCUUUCUGCUGUGGCACUUGGCCGAAGCUCUUUAGAUAUGUUCCCAUGAAGGCAAUGUUCUAA